GCUACUUCGGCGGUGGGAGUUCGGUCGCGGUCUUCGAGCCUGUUAUUAUUUCAGCGGGGCCGGAAGGGGCAGAGCGAGCUCGUCAGGGACAAGGGGGGCUUGGAGAACUGACGUACCUGCGGCCAGGAAGGAGAAAAGUAGCUGUAGGGUGUCUUUCCGAGUGUCAUUGGACUGGAGAAGGUUCUGAGGGGAGGAGGAGAGAGUUGGAAUCCUGGGAUACUGACAGUAGGCCAGGGAAAGGCAGCCUGUGAGGGAGGGGAAGUGUUCUAGGAAGGGAGGCACAGGGGGGCAUUUGGGAUUCCAUGGCAGCAGCAGCUGAGCCUGCAGGCAGUAGCUAUAGGGCCCCCCCGAACCCUAUGGCAACUCUGCAUGAGGAGGCAGUCUGUGCCAUCUGCCUAGACUAUUUCAUAGACCCGGUGUCCAUCGGAUGUGGCCACAAUUUCUGCCGCGUCUGCAUCACCAAGCUGUGGGGCUCGGGUGAAGGUCAGAGUGAGGAGGAAGGAGAUGAUGUGGGAGCAUCUGGCUCAGAUGGCGGGUAUGGGCCUGGUUCUGAGGGCGCUGUGGACGAUGGAGGAAUAGAUGACCUGGGACCUGAGGAAAAUGGGGACGAUGAUGAAGAUGGUGAUCUGGAAGAUGAGGCAUACUUGUAUGAUGGAGACAUGGGAGAAGAGGAUGAGGAUGUGUCCAGGGAGGAGUACGAUGAUGAUGAUCCUGAGCUGUGGGACGAAGGAGACUGGGACGAAGACCCUGGUUCAGACGACAUGUGGGAUGAUGCCAUGGGGAGUGAUUUAUUCUUUGAUAAUUAUAAUGAUGUUGAGGAUAUCAUGAAUGAAGGAGAAGAACCAGAGGAAGAGGAAGAGUAUACUGUGCCGGCAACUCCACCCACUCCCCCACAACGCCAGGCUUUUACUUGCCCCCAGUGCCGCAAAACUUUCCCCCAUCGCAACUUCCGCCCCAACCUUCAGCUGGCCAAUAUGGUGCAGAUCAUCCGACAGUUGCAUCCGCAGCCCUUCAAGCCCGUGAUGGCAGCAAUUGAGGCAGUGGAGUUGGCAGCAGCAGGGGAUUCAUCUGGAGCACCAUCUGCUAUAGCAGCAGAUCAAACUCCAAGUAUGGAGAGCACCCUGUGUGAGAAACACCAGGAGCCCCUCAAACUUUUCUGUGAGACAGAUGAGGAGCCCAUCUGUGUGGUGUGCAGGGAGUCCCGAACCCAUAAACAUCAUAGCGUCAUGCCACUGGAAGAAGUUGUGCAAGAAUACAAGGCCAAACUCCAGGGUCACUUGGAUCCUCUCAAGAAGAAACUGGAGACUGUUCUGAAGCAGAAGUCAAGUGAAGAGGAAAAGAUAGCCGAUCUCAAGAACAAGAUGAAGCUUGAUAUGAAAGAGUUUGAGUCAGACUUUGAGCGGCUGCACCAGUUCCUCGUCGGAGAACAGGCACUGCUGCUGCACCAGCUGGAGGACCGCUAUGAGCUGAUGCUGGCCAGCCAGAGUAGCAACAUCACCCACCUCGAGGAGCAAGGUGCUGCACUCAACCGCCUCAUUUCUGAAGCUGAAGACAAGAGCAAACAGGAUGGUUUGCAGUUGCUCAAGGACUUCAAAGGCACUUUAGUCAGGUGUGAGAAUAUUAAGUUCCAGGAUCCAGAGAUGGUACCAGUGGACACCGGAAAGAAAUACCGGAACUACUUCCUUCUAGACAUCUUAAUGAGGAAGAUGGAGAAGAUCUUCUGCAAAGCCCCUCAAGCUGAUUUGACCCUGGACCCCGAGACGGCUCACCCACGGCUCACCCUUUCCUCGGACUGCCGCAGUGUCCGGCUGGGGGAGCGCUGGCGAGACCUACCUGAUAACCCCAAACGUUUCGACUCCGACUACUGUGUGCUGGCCUUGCAAGGCUUCACUGAUGGCCGACAUUACUGGGAGGUGGAGGUGGGGGGCCGACGGGGGUGGGCUGUGGGGGCAGCCCGGGAAUCGGCCCGACGCAAAGAGAAGUCCAAUGGUGGUCCCCACCAGAAACGGGAGAUCUGGUGUGUGGGGACCAACGGCAAGAAGUACCAGGCUCUGACCACCACCGAGCAGACGUCCCUUUCUCCCACUGAGAAGCUCCGUCGCUUCUGUGUCUACCUGGAUUAUGAGCGGGGCCAGCUGGGUUUCUACAACGCUGAAAGCAUGGCCCAUAUCCACACCUUCAAUGCCUCAUUCCGCGAGCGCAUCUUCCCCUUCUUCCGCAUCCUUUCGAAGGGGACCCGCAUCAAAAUCUGCAAUUGAUACCGUCGCUGGUGUUGCUCUUGCUGUUGCACGUAGCUAGAUUUUCUCCCCAACAAGGCCUCCACCUCACGAUAAGUCCUCCUGUCCCAGCUGAUCAUCUCUGACGAGAGAUCCCUAAUCCUCAUUGCUCUUGGACAUUGGUGGGUUCCUUCUCUUUCUCACUUUGUGAGUUCACUGUGGUGUGGUGUGGCAGGGAUUCUCUCCUUCUACGGAUCCAUCAUUGCACAGUUGUCCUUCCACAGUGCUUGACCAGAUCUGAUUUUCUUUUUCUCUUGUGGCUUAGAGCCACCCUAGCAUGAACUUCUCUCUCUCCCUUCAACUUUGGGUUUCUGAUGGUUGCUGACUACAUCACUCUUCCAUCCUCUCCUCAAGGAUCUCUUGUGUCCUUGAUCUCUCUAACUUCUCUGAAGGAAUAUGUGUUGACGAUUAUUCAGCCUGUGGUUUUCUGGCUGUGCUUGGUGGGAUCUGCCAUGGCACGGUGACUGGGACAAAGCAGUCCAAGGCUAGUCGCUGACAUUCCAAAGCCACUUGAACCUGCUUAAGCCAGGCACUUGAGACUGAUUGGGUGCCCGAUUGUCUUAACUUCUUUGAAUGUUGGUGCCCAAACAGGUUGACUGGUCCCAACAUGUUCUUGGAGCUGUAGCCUAUCCAUGCUGUAAAACCUGUUCUGUUUCUGUCUUGCUGUCCAAGACCAGCGAUCUUCCUGCAGAUCCUGAAACAACUUCAUGGCAGUGUCUGCGCCUGAAUAUCCUAUCUGGUUUUCAGACCCCAGGCUCCUUCAAUUGCCCUGAUGUCUACUUUUUGAUCUCCUAUUUUUUCUCUUUAUUUACUAAGAUCAGAUUUAAAAACAACCACCAGUACCACCAUUUCUGUCCCACUGCUCUGUGUGUGUGGUUUGAUGUAAUGUCCCAGCUGUUUGUCUCCCAUUGUGUGAUGUGAUCCCUACCCCUUUUGACUACAGGGGGAAGGAAGUCUUUAACAAUAUUGCUAAUGUGAUGUUCAGGCCAUUUGAGGGCAAUGACAGAUGUAAACGCUGCUGUGUUCUUGGAUGUCAUUGGCGGACCCUGGCUGUACGGAUGAAUUUAACCCCACCCACCCCUGGCUUAGCUAACUUAUUUUAAAUAGCUUCCCCAUCACUCCAGACUUGCCAUGCGGAAUCCUUCUCUCCCAUCCUGCAAACCACUGGGGGCUUUAGCUGUGCCAGCUGUAUAUGUUGUUUUUCUGAUUCUUUUUGGCAUUAGAGCUCCUUUUGAACUAUUUUUCGCUAAAAAAAAAAAAGACUUAAAAUGGAGAUCUAGUUUUUUGGGAAAAGUUGAGAGAAAUAAAUCAAUCAAUUGUACAA
Elgaria multicarinata webbii is the source of this 3600-nucleotide messenger RNA. It is a transcript of the gene TRIM41, whose product is annotated as tripartite motif containing 41. NCBI's taxonomy places the organism in Eukaryota, Metazoa, Chordata, Lepidosauria, Squamata, Anguidae. The record is from RefSeq and is a predicted model, not a curated record. Gene Ontology annotation, molecular function: protein binding; zinc ion binding; ubiquitin protein ligase activity. Bases 303 to 2258 code for a protein of 651 amino acids. Gene Ontology annotation, cellular component: cytoplasm. Gene Ontology annotation, biological process: protein ubiquitination. The transcript is spliced from 6 exons.